Adineta ricciae is the source of this 1527-nucleotide messenger RNA. The record is from the annotation of a GenBank genome assembly. NCBI's taxonomy places the organism in Eukaryota, Metazoa, Rotifera, Eurotatoria, Adinetida, Adinetidae.
AUGGCUCCCGUGAUAGUCAAUCCAGAGAUAGCUAGAGAAUCUCCGAGCAAAACGUCAACAACACCUCAUCAUGAUCACUCUUCGACAAGAGUACCCCAAUAUCUACCACCUUUUCUAUCAAUGCAUCCUGUCGAUGAUACUCAAUUGUUAUUCAGGUUGUAUCUAGAUAAUACAUGUGACGCAAGUAACAAAACUGCUUUGAGUCAUAAGCCAGUACAUUUACCCUCAAAAUCUUCGAAUCAUUCAUCAUUUCAUCAAAAUCUACAGAACUUCCUGCCAACGAACGAAUCUUCUCCCAUCCACAACGCCAACACAGUGCCACUGACAAUGGCGCAGUCAGAGUAUCACGGACUGGAUCCAUAUUUGACGAGACAUAUCUACCCACCACUACUCUACGUGAAUCGAAACUCGCCGUCUGUUAACCGUCAAUACUCUCGUCCCAUGUCACUCCCGUCAAUACCAACGCCCACAGUUUCAAAACCGAAACGGACGUACUCAAAAAAAGUGUGUUCAGUGUUUUCUGAGCAACAGCCACCAGAACAAUCUGCCCCAUGCCCACCAGCUCCGAGUCAACCAGUGUAUUCGAAUGGUUUGCCAUCUAUUAUACCUUCAACAGUCAUGGUACCAUCUUUUCAGUCGGAUGGCCAUUGCCCAUCCAAAGGUGUGACAGGAACAGAAGAUUUCUUUCCACUAACACCAUCUUCUUCGAUAAACUCGUCCACAAAAUCAUCGCCAACAAUUGGUAAUUCCGACUUCUCUCUUCUAUCAAUUCGACAACCAUCAUCCUCGGCACAGAUGGAUAUUACGGAAUCAAAUUUACGAUUACAGCAAUACUUUGCAUCUCAAAGGUGCCCAUCUACUCCAAGUCCAAAUAUCAAUUCCUUCACAGGACAGAAAACUUCUCUCGUACAUGAACUACCGUCGGGUAUCCAUACAGAGCAUGCGAAAAGUCAAUCGACGGUACUGGGAUCUUCGAACAUGUUCGAUCCGAUCUCUUCAAUAUCUACAUCAGUUAUUUCCAAAAAAGGAAGAAAGAAGCGGGUGAAAGUGGCCCAUACCUUGAAUAAGCAACGGGAAAAUGAGAAACGAAAACAUAGAAAAUCAUCUAUGAAAGAGAUUCGGGCAAAAAGGGAACUUCGGCGUAUUACGAAUCGUAAUCGAUUGGCUAUUUUGAAAUUCAUGAUGCGAAAGAGAAAGCAAGGAAAACAAGGACGAAAACCAAUACCAGAAUGUUUGGAUACAAAUAUGCAAUCUAUAUCAACAGAGUCAUCGCCAGUUUUUACAGAGAAACAAUCAAAUUUGCCAGAGAUCAUUGCACCGUGUUUGAAAAUCUCUAUUGAUUCCAGUCAAAAUAUCGAAUCAAUUUCUCUGUUUUAUCAUCGGCGACGUCGACCAGAGAUUGUCAAAGAAAAUACUCCUACCGCUUCAACUAGCAUUGACAACAGACUUGGCUUGUUGCUCGAAGCAGUAGAAUUUAUCGAAACGCUCCAGGAAAACUCAAAAUCUGCCACAGUUUCAAUCAAAUGA